Heterobasidion irregulare TC 32-1 is the source of this 1239-nucleotide messenger RNA. RefSeq names its product C4-dicarboxylate transporter. Gene Ontology annotation, cellular component: membrane. The record is from RefSeq and is a predicted model, not a curated record. The transcript is spliced from 12 exons. Bases 1 to 1239 code for a protein of 412 amino acids. NCBI's taxonomy places the organism in Eukaryota, Fungi, Basidiomycota, Agaricomycetes, Russulales, Bondarzewiaceae. Gene Ontology annotation, biological process: malate transmembrane transport. Gene Ontology annotation, molecular function: malate transmembrane transporter activity.
AUGUCGCCCGCGUAUGAACAAUACCAGCGGCAGGACCGCUCAUCGUUCUCGACAGCCAACAAGCCAAUGCCUGGCACAUCGCACGUCAGCAGGCUCGCGCGGCACAUCCACGGGUGGUCAUGGCAGGCGUUCCCCAUCGGUAUGGGCACCGGCGCCGUCUACGUCACGCUUUCUGGCCUUAAGAACCACUCGCCUGUGCUCACCACCAUCGAGACCAUCUUCUACUUCCUGAACAUGAUUUUGUUCGUCCUGAACACGACGACACUGCUUAUCCAAGCCAUCGUGUAUCCUAAACAGGCGUGGCGUCUUCUCCAAGACCCAGUGAAGGGUGUCUUUGUUCCGCUGAUUGUCCUCUCUUUUGCAACAAUUAUCAUCGGCACCAUCAAUUACGCUGUGCCAACGGGCCAUGUCGACCCUGGAUUCAUAUACAGCCUCUUUUGGGUCUACGUCUUCCUUGCAGUCAUGGUUUGCUUCCCGAUGCUCAUGAUUUGGUUUAACAAGCCACAUGACCUUACCACCUUCACCCCGGCUUGGGCUUUCCUGGUCUUUCCUAUGAUGCUUGUCGGGGUUGUCGCAUUCAACGUCCUGCGUGUCAUGGAUCCCGCGAAUCCAAACGCGAUAGGCGUACUCUUUGUCGGGUUCUUCUUUCAAGGUCUUGGGUUUUUCGUCACGCUUUUCUACAUCUGCAUCUACAUGAUCCGUGUCAUGACGACUGGUUUCAUGGACGGCCACCAAGCCAAUGGCGCUUUUGUGGCGUGUGGCCCACCAGGCUUCACCGCUCUCGCUCUGAUCAAUCUUGGCUCUCGCGCGCGCGAAAUUCUUCCUAAGCACGGACUCGUAUCUCCUCAGGCGGGUGAGAUCUGGUUCGCGACCAGUGUCCUAUCGGGCCUCUUGCUGUUUGGUCUUGCCAUCUUCCUGUUCGUGUUCGGCGUACUGCCUUACUGGUUCAAGCUGCACAAGCACCUGCACGAGAUCCUUGGCUGCUGGGCGCUGACCUUCCCGAACGGCGCUUUUGCAGUCGGCUGGAUCUCCACCCUGCGCGUGCUCGGUGACACGCUGAACAUCGAGGGCUUCUACGCCGUCCACCUCGUGAUGGCCGUCAUCAUGUGCACGGUGUGGCUCGUCCUCUUCGUCCUGACGAUAAUGGCGUUCUGGAAGGGCAAAAUCUUCCUCGCGAAGAGCGAGGAGGUCAUCCAGGACGAGAUCGAGAAAAAGGUGAUGACCAAGGAGAUGGUCUGA